CCCACAGUGUCACUGCAGUGUCUGCCCUCAGUGGUGGUUUAUCUCUGGCUCUAGGAAAUUGCAUGUUUCAGGAAACAGACUGAGCGAGUUCUCUGUUGAAAUCAGAUCAUCGUGCUGUAGAAUGACAACAAAACAGACAGCCAUGGAAGUGGACACUGCUUUUCUCAAAUCCAGGAGGGGGAUUGUGAAGGUGACAGAGAUGGUGACUCUGUUUGUGGCUUUUGUGUGUUUCGCUGUAGCCUCGACACCCAAGUACAUCGCAGCCACAGCGUUGGAGUUUUUCAUCACCUCGCUUCUGCUGGUGCUCUACCUGCUCAAACUCAACAAGAGGCUGACCUUCUUCUUUUGGCCUCUAGUUGAUGUAUUGAAUUCAGUCUUUGCGAGCGUUUACUUCAUCACCUUGAGCUUGAUGGCUAUGACUUCUUACAUUAACACAGGCAUGCUGAUUGGAGGGAUCAUGUGUUUCCUCUUAGCUGUGCUGCUGUGCGUUGAGAGCUACAUUCUGUUCAGUAUCAUCACAUUCAACAGGCCGAGGACUGAAACGCAGAAUACAUAAAACAGACGAACUGCAGCAAACUAAUGACAACGUGUGCGCAUGAAUGACCCCAACCCGCUAACUGCUUUUGCAUUCUGUGCGUAGUUUAAAGGUUUAGCUGUAGAAGUGUUUGUUAGUUUAUCCACAGGCAUAUUUGAUUCUGUAACUAAGCAUGGUGCCAUGGUGUGGCUGUUUAAGAUUUCUAAAUUGUAAAGGGA
Messenger RNA from Pelmatolapia mariae (spotted tilapia), 753 nucleotides. RefSeq names its product chemokine-like factor. NCBI's taxonomy places the organism in Eukaryota, Metazoa, Chordata, Actinopteri, Cichliformes, Cichlidae. The transcript is spliced from 5 exons. Gene Ontology annotation, cellular component: membrane. The coding region runs from base 122 to 556 and encodes 144 amino acids. The record is from RefSeq and is a predicted model, not a curated record.